Messenger RNA from Paralichthys olivaceus (Japanese flounder), 1309 nucleotides. It is a transcript of the gene psmb12, whose product is annotated as proteasome 20S subunit beta 12. The record is from RefSeq and is a predicted model, not a curated record. Gene Ontology annotation, molecular function: threonine-type endopeptidase activity. Lineage: Eukaryota; Metazoa; Chordata; Actinopteri; Pleuronectiformes; Paralichthyidae. Gene Ontology annotation, cellular component: proteasome core complex.
GUCGAAAUUAAACCCGGCUGCAGGAGUUUCCAGGACAUUUGAUAGCGCCAUCGUGGAUGUGACUGCGGCUCCUGUGCUCGUCUCUCUGCGUCACGGUGCGUCACGGUGCGCCAGAGGUCGCUGUUCUGACUCGUGCGUCACCUCUCCGUCCUCUCUUUCGAUUUUGGAGAGAAAAUGGAGAAACGCUGCACGGACUCACGAGUCAAAGGAGUCAGCACAGGGACCACCAUCCUGGCUGCUGUUUUCAAYGGAGGGGUCGUGAUUGGUUCAGACUCCAGGGCUUCAAUGGGAGGGGAAUAUGUCUCAUCUAAGACCAUCAACAAGGUGAUUCAGGUUCAUGACCAGAUCUUCUGCUGCAUGUCCGGCUCGCUCGCAGACGCUCAGGCCGUCACCAAGGCGGCCAAAUUCCACCUGUCCUUCCACAGCGUCCAGAUGGAGACGCCUCCACUGGUGAUAGCAGCAGCGUCGGUGCUGAAGGGACUGUGCUACGAAAACAAAGAGGAGCUGCAGGCCGGCUUCAUCACAGCAGGCUGGGACAAGAAGGACGGACCACAGGUGUACGUUGUGUCUCUGGGUGGGAUGUUAGUCCGUCAGCCUGUGACCAUCGGUGGCUCAGGAAGCACUUACAUCUACGGCUACGUUGAUGCCAAAUACAAACCCAACAUGAGCAGAGAAGAAUGUCUACAGUUUGCCCUUAAUGCUCUUGCUUUGGCCAUGGGCCGAGACAACGUCAGCGGCGGCGUGGCUAACCUGGUGGUGGUCACAGAAAAGGGGGUGGAGCAUGUGGUCGUACCUGGUGACAAGCUGCCCAAGUUCCACCACGAGUGACCACCUUCAAAGUCCUGCUGAUAUUCUCAUGUUGUUUUGUACAAUGGCGAGUAUUGAUUAGGAUUCAACUCCACGGUUUGAUUCUAAAUCGUUAUGUUGGACUGAGAUAUUCAAAUCACACACCUGAAGUCAUCGAGACAAACUGAACAGUGUGUAGUUWACAGCAGUGUCACCUGUUGUUGUUAUAGUUUAUACAGAUUCAUGGCCCAACUUCAAAAUUCCACCAUCACAUCAAAUUGUUUCCAUUCAAAUAAAUCAGGUUUCUUUUUGAUUUUUAUGUUUUGUCUUCUAGGAAAUAUGUAAAUUUAAAAUAAAUAUUUUCCUAAACUUUCUUUCUUUUUUUGGUUCUGUGCUUCAACAUCUCUUCGUCGAUUUCUGAUGUUUUUUUGUUGCACUUGCCCCAAAUUUGUGUUCCCUCUCACUAUGUUGUAACACAAUUAUUUCGUGUUUUGUGGCUCUGAUGUGGAAUAAAUGAGUUAUA